Molecule: messenger RNA, 2966 nt
Organism: Zerene cesonia (dogface butterfly)
Lineage: Eukaryota; Metazoa; Arthropoda; Insecta; Lepidoptera; Pieridae
Product: limbic system-associated membrane protein-like
Exons: 12
Coding region: 228-1559 (443 amino acids)
Biological process (GO): homophilic cell-cell adhesion; synapse organization
Cellular component (GO): neuronal cell body; plasma membrane; axon
Molecular function (GO): axon guidance receptor activity; protein binding
Source: RefSeq, a predicted model, not a curated record
GUCGCUCUACGCCGAACGGACGUAGCUGAAAAUGUGCUGGAUUGUACAAAAAACACAUUUCUUCACACUCAUCCAAUAAAAACUGUGAACACCAAGUGUAUAGUGAUAUUUAGUGACGAGUUAGUGCGUUAAGUGCGACGCCCUAAGUGUAAAGUGAAACGGUAAGAAAGCUGCAAUAUGUAAAUAUGAUGUGGCUGUGUGCGACAAAGACGAAUAGAUGCUGAGACAUGGCGUCGUGGCUACUACUGGCGGCCAUCUUUGGGGCUGCCCAUGCGCAGAGUAACAGAAAUGACGGUCCAAGGUUCGUCUCCCGAGGUCACUCGUUCAGGACAGUAGUGGGAGACACGCUGCUGCUGCCGUGCCAGGUGCAGAACUUGGGUUCUCUCGUGUUGCUAUGGCGACGGGGUCCAGCUGUUCUCACUGCAGCCAGCCUCAUGGUAACCAGGGACGAACGCUUCCGAUUGGUGGAUGGAUAUAACCUGCAAAUCACAGACGUUGGACCACAGGACGCUGGCGACUAUGUAUGCCAGAUAUCGGACCGCGUGGCGCGCGACCAAGUGCACACCGUGGAAGUGCUGGUGCCGCCGAGCGUCCGCCCCUCGCCGGAGUCGAGGCACGCGGCGGCGCGCCGCGGCGGCGCCGCCGUGCUGGAGUGCAGGGCCUCCGGGAACCCGGUGCCCACUGUCACGUGGCAUAAGUUGAACGAGACCAGCACACGUCUCGGGGAGGGGCCCCAGCUGCAGCUGUCUCGCUUGGAGAGGCAGCACAGCGGCAAGUACGCGUGCACAGUGGACAACGGCGUGGGGCCUCCCAUCGUUACUGAGUUCCAAUUGCAAGUCCUAUUUCCGCCAGAGAUAACAGUGGAGAGGUCGUGGGUUCACACGGGCGAAGGCUUUCGCGCUGAACUACUGUGCACAGUGCUGGCUGACCCGCCGGCUGAGGUGCUGUGGUAUCAAAACUCUUUUCCGCUGACCGCAACGGACAGGGUCACGAUGUCGGUGCGAGGGUACAAUCACACAUUGCUGAUCGCGAAUGUGCAGCCGGAGGAUUUCGGUAAUUACACGUGCGUGGCGGACAACAGCCUGGGCCGCGCGCGGCAGCACGUGGAGGUGUCGGGGCGGCCCGGGCCGGCGCGCUUCACGUCGCCGCCGCUGGCGCGCGCCGCGCACGCCUACGCGCUCGCCUUCGCCGUCGACAGCUACCCGCCGCUCGACGAGCUGCGCCUGCUCUACCGCCAGCUCGCCAUAAACGAGUCGUUCCAACAACCGGGCCGCUGGCACGACGUGGUGAUCCCGGCGCCCGAGCCGACCGGCUCGCUCACGCACCGCGUCACGCACGAGCUGCGCGCGCUGGAGGCUGGCGCCGUCUACGAGGCCAUAGUGCAGGCGAAGAACCGAUAUGGGUGGAACGAGGUGAGCGACAUUUUCCAAUUCCACACACUCGGCGGAACUCACACGGCGCACGCGGACGAGCUAACACCCAUGUUCUCAUCGGCGGCCGAGCACCGACUGACGCGAUGCCUCCUCAUCGCCGCGUAUUCCUUUUUCAAAUUUGGAUGACUAGCGAUAGACAACUAGUUCCAAAUUUAAAUUCUGACGUUCCGUUACGUUCGUUGUCCGCUGUCUCUGUCGUUUGAGAUGCUGGCAACUUUUUAUACCUGAAUGUAAUUGAUUACUUUUGAUAGUUUUUUUUUUUUCGUAUUUUCGCGGUAAGUGUACAUUUUGUUUCUUAACUAAGGAUAUUCUAGUGAUAACUUCGGUUAGAUGGAUAUAGUUUAAACGUAAAUGUCAUGGGAUAAAAAUAAAUUAAACACUCGAAUACCAGACGAUUACUUAAAUACUAAGGGAGUUUUUGAUAAACUGUUUUCAUUUAUUAUAUUUACCUUACGUUUGACUGAAAUCCCUACAGUUUAUAAACAAUAUAUUCUUAACAAUAAUAAUAAAACUACAAACCUAGGCAUAUAACCUAACUUAAUAGUGAAAUUUUGCAUGUGUUUUUAGUUCAUACCACUAAUUAUAAUUGAAAUAAUGUGGCCUACGUAGUAUUUAGCGCUGAUACCAAAAUGUAAUUUCACACGUGCGAUAACUACAUUACAAGAUAAUUUCGGCUACAGUAUCAAAUAUGUAGCGUGUGUGAGAAUACCCUAAUAAGACCACUAUAUCCAUUUAACAUUAUCUUGAAAUACGUCGUGAAACGAUAAUUAUAUAACACCAAAGUAUUUAGGUAGGUUUUCAAUGUCUGCCAUGUUUAAUUUGUUUUUCUUAUAUAAAAAACAAACUUCUCGUACGAGAAAAAGAAAUGAAUUAAACAUGGCAAACGUCUAUUAUCAUUAUUUUUCUAAGUGUUGUGUCUUAGCUUGAAUCAGUUUAAUUAGAUCGAAAUGUGUUGUAAGAACGUAUUUAUUUGUUAGUUAUAUUAUUUGGGUAUAAAAUUGCGAGUUUAUAAUAAUUUAGUAUCGCUAAUAUAGUUGAUUUCCAUAUAAGUUGAUAGCUUCAACGUUAUAUAAAAGGAAUAGCAGUGGUCCCAGCAUAGAUCCUAGAACGACCCCCUAAGACUUUCAUAUGUUUUUGUACCCUUUAAUUUCUAGCGUUUAGAUUAUUUAAAACAUUUCUAAUGCUAAGUAAUAUAAUGGAUAAGAAUCCUUUUUUCUAAUGACGUCGCAUCCAUAUAAAUGAAUUUAUAAUAUCUAGAUAUACUUAAUGUAAGCAAUAAACAGUGUUAGUGAUAAUGCUAUUUAGAUUUUAAUCUUUUGCAAAAUCUUUUUGUAAAUAUUAUAAAUCUUUCGAAUUUUCAACAGCUGGAAUGCACGAGCGAUAUAUGACUUGAAUUUGUUGUUAUUAGGAUUACAUAGACUUUUAAAAUAACAAAAAUGUCUAUCUAAUACAUAUUUCAAACAAGGAACAAAACAUAACAUAUUUAAAACGAAAGAACGAGGUAUUUAGACCUACAUAAAUUAAGUAUAAACA